GUGAGAGUCUAUGGCAGCAGACACAGUACUGCAGGUGAGGUGGUGCCCACAGGAGGGAAAGUCUGGUGUUACUCCUGCUCCAGUGCCUGAUUCUUGAGGCAACUGCCUCUCCUCCCUUCAUGGACGGCCCAGCUCCGAACAAGCCUUGGUCACAGUGAGGUAAAAUGUCAGGACGGGCUCGAGUAAGAGCCAGGGGGCAGUUCUUCUCUCGGGAAGAAGGAACAUUUGUACAACCGGGCUCCCCCGUGCCGGGUUGCUCAGGGGAUGCUGAUCCAUUUGCUUUACAGCCUGAGAAAGAAGCCACUGAUAGCCACAUGAUGGGUGGGAAAAGCCCACCAAAAUAUGGCUUCUCGGUUGGCACUGCUGGUUACAAAGUGAUGGACAGAGGGGGAAGGAUCCGAUAUACCUCUCACGAUAUGGGAGUAAAUACUAGAGAGAUAAUGAAACAUGUGAAAGAUUCUAAAACAGGCUGCAGUGGAAUUCCUGUGAAAAUAGUUACCAACCUCUUUAGUUUAGGUUUGCCCAAGGAUUGGCAGCUUUACCAGUAUCAUGUAACAUUCAGUCCAGAGCUGGAAUCAAAGCGUUUGCGGUUCGCAUUGGUGUAUGGUCAUGCUGAACUUUUUGGGAAAGCCAGAGCAUUUGAUGGAGCAACUCUUUUUCUUGCACAAAAGCUAGAAAAUCAGGUCACAGAACUGUCUUGUGAAACACAAAGAGGCGAGGCUGUCAAGAUCACCAUCACUUUAAUCCAGCAGCUACUUCCCAGCUCUCCUGUCUGCAUUCAGUUCUUAAAUGUUGUCUUUAAGAAGGCUUUGAAAAAGUUGUCUAUGUACCAAAUUGGACGAAACUUCUAUAAUCCUUCUGAUCCAGUGGAAAUACCACAGCACAAACUGGUACUCUGGCCUGGGUUUGCCAUGUCGAUUGGACAAUUUGAAAACAGUGUCAUGUUCUGUGCUGACGUGAGCCAUAAAGUUCUUCGCAAUGAGAGUGUUUUGGAAUUUAUGACCAGCCUAUAUGAUCGUGUGGACAUGGCUCAUUUUGCGGAAACCUGCGAAAAGGAGCUGGUAGGGCUGAUUGUUCUUACAAGAUACAACAACAAGACCUACCGUGUUGAUGAUAUUGAAUGGUCUGUGAAGCCAACAGAUACAUUCCAGAAACGUGAUGGCACUCAGAUCUCUUACGAAGAUUACUACAAGCAGCAAUAUGACGUAGACCUGACUGACUUAAAUCAACCCAUGCUUGUUAGCGAGCUGAAGAGUAAGGGCAGUGGCACGGUGGAGCGGCGGGUAGUCCACCUGAUCCCAGAGCUCUGCUACAUGACAGGUCUGAGCAACCGUGCAACUUCUGACUUCCGUUUGAUGAAGGAUUUAGCUCAAGAAACUCACUUGACUCCUGAGCGCAGACACCAGCGACUGACUAGACUGGUUGACAACCUUCAGAGAAACAAAGACGCUCGCUUAGAACUGGAGAGCUGGGGACUUCAGCUUGGGUGCCAAGCUUCUCUGACUGGCCGUUUGGUCACAGGAGAAAAAAUUCUAAUGCAGAAUGAAACUUGCAUGCCAAUGAAUGCUGGAGAUUUCCUCAGAGACAUGAGGAAUAUGAGGAUGAUUGGGGUAGCGCCUCUGGAGAACUGGCUGGUAAUAUGCAGUCGUCGAAACGCAGAGAUGGCUCACAGUCUGGUGAAUUGUUUAAGACGAGCUGGAGAUCCCAUGGGCCUUCAAAUGAACUUUCCAAAAAUGGUCCAAGUACAACAAGAUAGCCCCAUGGGUUUUGUGCGUGUCCUGCAACAGUAUGUGAAUCCUGAUCUGCAGCUGGUGCUUUGUGUGUUGCCUUCCAAUCAUAAGGACUGUUACGACUCUGUCAAGAAGUUCUUGAUCCUUGAACAGCCUGUUCCUAGCCAAUGCGUCGUUACUCGCACUCUGAGCAGGCAAAAUAUGAUGAUGAGCGUGGCCACUAAAAUUGCUAUGCAGAUCAUUUGUAAACUCGGAGGGGAGCUGUGGGCAGUUGAAGUGCCACUGAAGUCACUCAUGGUGGUUGGUAUUGAUGUCAACAAAGAUGCUGUGACCAAAGGAAACUCUGUUGUUGGAUUUGUGGCCAGCACGAAUAUCAGAUUGACGCGCUGGUAUUCGUGUUGCAGGCUACAGAGUUCAGGAUCGAGCACUGCGGAUUGCUUAAAGGCCUGCAUGGAUGGCGCCCUAAGUAAAUGGCAACAGUGUAAUGGGCAGUUACCCACACGCAUAAUAGUGUAUCGUGAUGGCGUUGGAGAUGGCCAGCUAAAAAUGGUGGUAGACUAUGAAGUCCCACAGCUACUGAAUGCCAUUGGUGAAUGGAGCAAUAAUGUUUGCAGACCAAAACUAUCCCUGGUUGUGGUCAGGAAGAAAUGCCUUCCUCGCUUCUUCACUGAGGCCAACAAGAGCCUGCAAAAUCCUCCUGUUGGGACAGUUAUUGACACAGAGGCCACUCGACCUGAAUGGUAUGACUUUUUCUUGAUUAGCCAACUUGCCCGUCAGGGGACUGUCAACCCUACAUACUACAACGUGGUUUAUGACGACAACGGAUUAAAGCCAGACCAUAUGCAGCGUCUAACGUUUAAGAUGUGCCACUUGUACUACAACUGGCCGGGCUUAAUCAGAGUCCCAGCACCAUGCCAGUAUGCGAGUAAGUUGACUUUCUUGGUGGGCCAGAGCAUCCACCGUGAGCCAAGCCUGGAACUUGCAGACAAACUUUUCUAUUUGUGAAGGAUGUCGAGAGACAAGCUUGCUCCAAGAUCCUUAAUAGGAAAAAGUGGCUAGGAGCACAAGAAAACUCAGAAUUUCUGCUGGUUUUGCUGUUUCAAGUUUACAAAUUUUCAAUUUCAAGAAGCCUACAAUCAAGCAAAUAGAUGUUGAAGUGCGAGAUCAUACAGAUAUUUUACAAAAGGGCUGUUCUUAUAGUUGAACCGUUGCUUUUCAAAUAAAAAUUGUAUUCUGUGUUUAUGUAAAA
This is a messenger RNA of Hemicordylus capensis (graceful crag lizard), 2979 nucleotides long. RefSeq names its product piwi like RNA-mediated gene silencing 4 (gene PIWIL4). Gene Ontology annotation, cellular component: P granule. Gene Ontology annotation, biological process: regulatory ncRNA-mediated gene silencing. Lineage: Eukaryota; Metazoa; Chordata; Lepidosauria; Squamata; Cordylidae. Bases 165 to 2735 code for a protein of 856 amino acids. The record is from RefSeq and is a predicted model, not a curated record. The transcript has 21 exons. Gene Ontology annotation, molecular function: piRNA binding; protein binding.